This is a messenger RNA of Caenorhabditis auriculariae, 2955 nucleotides long. Lineage: Eukaryota; Metazoa; Nematoda; Chromadorea; Rhabditida; Rhabditidae. The record is from the annotation of a GenBank genome assembly.
AUGAUUUUUGUCCUUUCGGCUCUCGCAACUCUGGUUCUGCUUAUUUUAGUUCUUUUUCUGGUGAAAAGUGAGUUUUUGGAAGGUUGGAUUGAAGGUAAUUGAAACCUAUAAGGGAUAAUUAAAAUUUUUUGAAAAUAUUUUCUUAUUUUUUUAAAAGAAAUAAAGUUUUAAAUACGUAUUCGUUGGUUAUUUUUUUCUAGUUUAGAAAGGAAGUUUUGCGGAAAGGUUGAGAGGGAGAAACAUUAAGCUGAUAAGGGUUUUUACCUGUAAAAAGGUCAUUUAAAAGUGUUUUUUUGCGAUAUUUUUUUUUCAUCUAAAAUUUUUUUGACGACUUUUUUUCAUGACCCGAAUUUUGCUCUAGACAACUUUUUAUUAAAUUAAAUUUCAAUAUUUGGAAAAAGUUUUGAGUGAGGAAAUUCAAGCUUAUAAGAUCUUUUUUCUUAUCGGAACAAGUUCAGCUUAUUUUUUUAUAAUCUAAUCAAUAGGGUAGUUUUUUUUUGAUAAAAAAAGAUCGUUAUAUCUUUGAUAGAAAAUUGCAUGCACAAAAAAAUCGCGAAAUUCAAUCGACCAGUCGAUUAAGACUUAUAAGGAACAGAGGGUUUCUCGCCUUUCGAAUCCGAGAAAAAAAUAAUUUUUAGACCUUUUUCAUUUAUUUGGUUUUUUUCUAAGUUUGAUUAGACUAAACCGACAAAUUCUUUAAUUUCUGUUUUUUUCAGUAGGAGCCGUGCGAACGUGGAGUCUGAAAGAAUCAAAAAAUCAUGAAAGUUCAGGUGAUUUUUUUUCCUGAAAAUCUUUUCAAAUUUCGCAAAUAUUUUUAGAAGUUGCUCGAACAUCAACAUUAGAAGAUCCCAAGGAAAAAUCUUGAAAAAUAGAGGUACGAUAUUUUAUAAAAACAAAAACAAUUGUUUUCAGAAGCCUCUGAAAAAUCGGAAGACGGCUCCAAAACGGAGAAUCUUGAAAAAUUCAGGUGUUCAAAAAAAUACAAAUUUCAAAUUUUAUAAAAGCAAAUCUUCAGAAUCUCUCGAAAUAUCCUCUUGUCCCCUACAAACCAGAAGAUCGCUGUGAAAAAUCUUGAAAAACCGAGGUAUUUCUCGAUUAAAAAAAUAAUCAAAUCAAUUUUUUUAGAACUUGUUGAGGAAUCAGGUGACGACACUGCAGUGGCAAUUUUCAAGGAAAAUCUUGAAAAAUUCAGGUUUUUUUAAAUUUAAAAAAAGAAAAGGACUGAAUUUUUUUCCAGAAGUCGUUCAGAAAUUAGCCGGGGGCUUCAAACCUCAAGAUAGUUUUGAAAAUGAAGGUAAUAAUUGAUUUUUUUAAUUACGUGGAAUUUUCUCGAUUCAAAAAUGAAUUUUUUUAGAAGCCGCCGAUGUUGAAGAGCAAUCCACAGCCUUUUUCCCUGAAUCACACUCAAAUUUAGGUGAGAUUCGCGGACCCAAAUUAUUUUUAAUUAAAGCUCUUUUUUCAGUGGGCUAUGAAGAAGAUCAAAAAUCAAGUUCCAAGUCUAUUUCUUCACAGAAAAGAGAGGAGGAGCCAGGUUUCGAAACAGAUUGAGAAAUUGAGAAAAUGAGGCUUUUUUGUUCAGAAAAAGAGGAGCUGAAAGAUGAGUCAUCCUGCAAUAAUUCGGAGAAAAUCGACGAAAAUGGAGAGCGCAGUGAAGAAGGUAAUGGAAAGAGUUCGGAAAAUUGAUUACUGGUGAAAAAAAUAUUUUUUUAUUUCCUUCUAUUUUUCAAUUCAUACUAUAGAGUACAAAUCUAUGAAAACCUUCAAACAUUUCACUUUUUGGAAAAUUUUUUUUUAAAAAUCAUCAAGUCAUUAAAUUGUAUGAUUCCAAUAGAAAUAAUUUCAAUUAGAAAAAAAGUUUUACCUUCUAGCAUUUUUUUAUAAAAAAAUUAAUAUGUAUAUAAUUUCAAAAACUCAGUUCAAUCUCUGUGAAAAAUUUUUUUAGUUGCCUUUAUAGGGUUUUGACGUUUUAGUAGCCCCUGUAGUAGUUAAAUUAGUGGCCACUUGAGGGGUUAAAAAAAUUAGUGGCCACUAUAGAGGGUCUAGAUGGUACUACUAGACCACAAAAAUUUUAGUGGCCACUUUUAAGGGGUCAAUGGAUUAACAUAACUGGUCCUAUCUGUUUCUUCUAAAAUUAUCAGAGUUACUGUAAAGAAUACUGAAUGAAAAAAACUACUGAAGUGGCCACUAAAACGGAAAAUAGAGGCCACUUCAGUGUCUUCUCCAAGUAGUCCUUGGCGAGCCUCUACAGUGGCCACUAAAAACUUUCCCAGUUGAUUCUUUUUUUGGGAAAAAAACACUUAUUUUUCAGUUCUCCUUUAUUUUUCCAUUCUUGAACUUUGUUCUCACCUUUUUUUGAAUGAAAAAAAUGGCAGUAAUCAUAUAGAAUCUAACGAUUUUUCGACCUUUAUGCACGCUAUCCCCAAAUAACAUAUUUUUAAUCCUUUUUUUCCCCUUUUUUUUUCUUCACUAAAUCUCUUUUUCAGAAAAUUGCACAUUGGAGCGUGCUCCGGAUGUUGUUGAUACGAAUACUGCAGGUGUUCUUUUUCGAAAAAUAAAUGAGAUUUUAGUAAAAACGAAUAAAAUUAAGAAUCGGCUGAAAAUUUGAUGGAAUUGCGACGACGACGCGUUGAAAUGAAGGGAAUUGCUCAGAAAAUCGCCGAGGCCAAGGAGAAACAUAAGGUUUUUUUGAGAAUUAGGGUCUCGGAGCGUUUGAAAAUAGUUUAUUGGUGAAAAAUAAUAGAUAACUAUAGUCGGAGCUCUUCUGGAAUCAGGAAUUUUGAAAAAAUAUCUCCUCCUCCAAACAUUUUCCUAUGCUCCUUUGAACACAUGAGACAGAGGGACUCUCAAAAAGUUCAUACAUAACGAUUCAUAUUUACAAAAUGCGUAAAUUUCCAGGAAUUCGGCCAGAAAUUUACUAUUGGCAAUGCGAAAAAUGGAAUGAAUGAGGGCCUUUGA